UGUCUCCUCCCUCUCCUCACUCGCAAACUCACGAGCUCAGCAGCAGCAGCCAAGAGAAACCUCGAGCCCAUCCCUCCCUGGUUCCCUCUCCAGCUCUCCUCUUGAUCCCUCGUUUCCCCAAGAACCCAAGAUUCCCGGAGUUGGUGAUGCUCGUGGAGUUUGGCUAGACAUGGCGCCGCCACAGGAGCGGGACUACAUCGGGCUGUCGCCGGCAACGGCGGCCACGGAGCUGCGCCUGGGACUGCCGGGCACGGAGGAGGCGGAGGGCGGCGAGGCAGCGGCGGGGACGCCGCUUACACUGGAGCUGCUUCCCAAGGGAGGGGCCAAGCGCGGGUUCGCGGACGCCAUCGUACAGCGGGAGUCGGCGGCAAGGGGCAAGGCGCCGGCGGAGGACGACGAGGAGGACAAGAAGAAGGCGCAGGCGCCGGCGGCAAAGGCACAGGUGGUAGGAUGGCCACCAAUCCGCAGUUACAGAAAGAACACCAUGGCGAUGAACCAGGGUUGCCUCUAUGUCAAGGUUAGCAUGGAUGGUGCGCCAUACCUCAGGAAGGUAGACCUUAAGAUGUACAACAACUACAAAGAGCUCUCCCUAGCACUGGAGAAGAUGUUCAGUUCCUUCACUGUUGGUGAUAAUGAAUCUAAUGGGAAAUCAGGAAGAGAAGGAUUAUCUGGUUGCCGACUGAUGGAUCAUAAAAAUGGGACUGAACUUGUGCUCACAUAUAAGGACAAGGAUGGAGAUUGGAUGCUUGUUGGUGAUGUCCCGUGGAGAAUGUUCACGGGCAGCUGUAGGAGGCUCAGGAUCAUGAAGGGCUCAGAUGCAGUGGGCCUUGCUCCCAGAGCCACUGAGAAGGGCAAGAAUGAUAACUAGGAAAAGGAUGAACAUGAUCUGCUCCCUGCACCACAUCAUACUCUUACCUGUAAGGUCCUAUUCUCAAACCCAGAAGGUUAACGGACUUAACAUGUGAGAAGGGGAUUUCUUAUAUCCAUGUGUACCACUGCGGUUUUUGUUUUUUGUUUUUUUUUUCUUUUUUCCUUUUGGGUUUGGAGACUCAGACAUGUUAGGUUGCAAACAUAAGCUGUGUUGUGUAAGUCUGUCUAUGUCUGUCUAUUUGACCGCGUGUCGUGUUUUCUGUUGUAAAUGGUUGUAAUGCUGUAAGCUGCCAACUGUUUUUGGAGUGCUGCUUUGUGCUUGCUAACGUCCCUCA
This is a messenger RNA of Setaria italica (foxtail millet), 1205 nucleotides long. RefSeq names its product auxin-responsive protein IAA21. Gene Ontology annotation, cellular component: nucleus. Bases 170 to 868 code for a protein of 232 amino acids. Lineage: Eukaryota; Viridiplantae; Streptophyta; Magnoliopsida; Poales; Poaceae. Gene Ontology annotation, biological process: regulation of DNA-templated transcription. The record is from RefSeq and is a predicted model, not a curated record. The transcript is spliced from 5 exons. Gene Ontology annotation, molecular function: protein binding.